AUGGGCGACUUUAAUUCAGCUCUUCAUGGUGAUGAUUCGCUGUUUGGACCGUCUAGUCAAUUGAUUGGAAUGCGUGAGUUUUAUGAAUGCGUCCAAACCACAGAACUUAUUGAUGUAAAGGGGCAUGGUAUUCAUUACACUUGGAACCAGAAACCAAAAGAAGGGGUUGGCUUACUUAGGAAAAUUGAUCGGGUCAUGAGUAAUAUUAAAUGUCUAGAAUUAUUCCCUGAUGCUUAUGUUAUAUAUCACCCGUAUCGCGUCUCUGAUCAUACUCCGUGUAUAUUGAAGCUGCCUAAUAGUUCAAAAUCCUAUCAGCCGAAGCCUUUCAAGUUUGACAAUUUUAUUACCUCUAAACCUAAAUUCAAAGUUUGUGUAGAGGGAGAGUGGGCGAAAAGAAUUGAGGGCUAUGCUAUGUUCUCGGUCACUAGUAAGUUGAAAAAUCUGAAACCAGGGCUUCGAAAGAUUCUUUUUCAGCAAGGAAAUUUACAUAAUAAAGUUGUGGAGCUGUGA
Messenger RNA from Helianthus annuus (common sunflower), 510 nucleotides. RefSeq lists its product as uncharacterized. The record is from RefSeq and is a predicted model, not a curated record. The transcript has a single exon. Bases 1 to 510 code for a protein of 169 amino acids. NCBI's taxonomy places the organism in Eukaryota, Viridiplantae, Streptophyta, Magnoliopsida, Asterales, Asteraceae.